Messenger RNA from Saccoglossus kowalevskii, 1692 nucleotides. RefSeq names its product nephrin-like. NCBI's taxonomy places the organism in Eukaryota, Metazoa, Hemichordata, Enteropneusta, Harrimaniidae. The record is from RefSeq and is a predicted model, not a curated record.
AUGAUUACUGAGAAUGUCUGUUCUGUUGCAGUGACUGUUACUCUACCAGCAGCACUAACUACGAUUGAGACUACAACGACAGUCCUGGAAUGUACAUUCACUUCAACUGGUAGUGAUAUAGAGAUUACAUGGUAUAAAGGGGGUAGUGUAGCUACAGGUACUAUAGUUAUACAAGCUGGAGGUGGACACGUUUUUCCACGUCCUGGAUUCACAAGACAUGGAAUUCAAGACCAAUCUAGUUUAGUUAUAACUGACACACAGUUGAGCGAUGCUGGCACAUAUUGGUGUGAAGUAUACGCUGGUGGUGAUGGUGCUGAUGCGAAAUCUAUCUCAUUAACUGUAACAGGCGGACCAGGUUUUCUCUUUUUACGACGAACUUUUUACGAUAUGAACGUGUUAGCACCAGCGGCAGCCCAUGUUGUUGAUGUUAUGACUGAGUGGAGCAGUCGGAGAACUUUCAACGAGGAGGAGAUACGGCUAUGUUUCUCUCCUGAGGCUAGUGUUACGAAGUGGGGUAUGCGUCCGCCCCAGGCAAGCCCACCAAAUAAGCCUACUAUAAGUAUCACUGAUGGUAAUAAUCCAUCAAAUGCAGGUGAUAGAAUCAGAUUGAAAUGUACAUCAAGUAGUGGCAGUCCAACACCAAGUUAUACCUGGCAAAAAGAUAAUCAACCACUACCAGUAUUACCUAGAUAUCAAUUAAAUAGUGACAACAGUAGAUUAACUAUCCAUCCUAGUCACAAAGAUGACAAUGGUAAAAUAUUUACAUGUCACGUGUCUAACGUUAAAGGAAGUGAAGAGGAAGAUAUAACAAUCGAAAUAAGAUAUGCCCCGGGCAAUCCAGUAUGCACUUACCAGACUACAACAUCCUUUUCGUAUCUAUUGGAUGAUGAAAUGGGAAUAAGAUGCAGAUCAACAGAUGGUAGUCCAUUAGCGACAUUACACUGGUAUCAUGGUAACAAUCAGAUUCAAAGUUUAUCACCAUCUACAGAUGUCAACACAGUUACACUGGAUUACACAUGGAAUCUGAAAAGAAAUGAUAAUGGAGUAACAUACAUGUGUGAAGCAACAAAUAUUGUACAAACUACACCAUUAACAUGUCAACUUGGACCAUUCAAUAUCUACUUUCCAUCAGAGAGUGUGACAUUGUCUGGCAUAACCAAUCCUGUGAAGGAAGGUGAAACUAAAAUACUGACUUGUACCACAUCAACCAGUAAUCCAGCAUCUCAGAUAUCAUGGUUAAAAGAUAACAAUGUAUGGACUGCUAAUACAUAUGAAUCUAUUACAUCUGAUGUUACAAGAGAUGGAGAUUAUAAUGGUGAAAUAAGUGAACAACAGAUGACAAUAUCCAUACAAGCAGAACAUAACAGUAAAUCAUAUCAAUGUCAAUCAAGUCAUUCAGACUUCACAGGACCUGUGACAUCUAUUGUCAUUGAACUUACUGUAUAUUUUAAACCACCAUCAGUGAGUUUAAGUGGAUACAGCACAGUAGUAAAGAGUGGUGAUAUGUUGACAUUAACCUGUGAAACUGACAGUAGUAAUCCUGCAGCUGUUAUAUCAUGGUAUAAAGAUGGUGAUAUAUUCACUGGGAAUUCAGAUGAAACAAUAUCAGAUUAUACAGAGAUUGAUGGUGAUAAUGGUGGUACAAUAAGACAACAAUAUUUAAAAAUAAGAUUACAACCAUCGCAUAAUAUG